CUCUACAUUUAUCUAUCUAUUCAUACGAAGCACGGCCGACGACCGUGUAUGCUUAGUGCUACGGCGGCACGGCGAGUAGCCAAGACCAAAGGUGGUUUGGGCGUGACAUCAGAAGGAGACAUGAGCGGAUAUCCACAGCAACCAGGGGGUUACCCACAGCAACCAGGUUACCCACAGCAACCUGGCUAUCCACCACAACAACCAAGUGGUUACCCACAGCAACCAGGUGGCUAUUCUCAACAACCAGGUGGUUUUCAACAAUAUCCAGGCAGUUAUCCACAGCAGCAAAGUAGCUAUCCUCCUGCCCCAGCUGUGUACGUCCCACCACCAGACGCUGCUUAUCCUCCACCACAAAAUACAGCAUACCCUCCACACGCAGGUACUGGGUAUCCUCCACAUCCAACAGGUGUAAAAGGACACAAGGUUAAGAAAGUGAAGAAAAAGUCCAAAAAACACAGCAGUUCCAGCUCAAGCAGCAGCAGCAGCAGUAGCAGUAGUAGCAGUUCUUCUGACAGUGACUCAGGUUAUAAACAUCAUGGCAAAAAACAUAAAGUCAAAAAGCUUAAGAAACAUAAAUAUAAGUAUUGAGGCUUGAGCAGCUCAUUUGCUUAGCAGUAGGGGUGAGGUUUGAAGAAAAGUGGGGUAUUUCCCUGAGCUUCAGUUUGAACUGUGCCUGCUUACUGCAGUUAGUCAAAAAACAUUGUGUAUUAAUUUAGUUUUUUCUAAUUGGGUUUUGACAUUAGUAUAAUUGAAUUACUUUACUGUAGUUGCUCUAGUACUAGCCCCCUCCCACCUCCUGCUUGAACAUAAAAUUUUGGGGGUGGGUUAUACCCAGGGAAUCCCAAUUUCAAUCAAAAGUUGAUUUUUUAGCCCUGCAUGCCUAAUUUAAAAACAAUAUUCAAUUUUCUUUUUGAGUAUUUGUAAAUUUCAGCCUAGAUACACAUUCAAAUUAUAGCCUGCUGGGCUUUUGCCUGAGGAAAGGCUAGUAUGUAAAAUUAGGCAUAAAAUAUGGGCUGGGAUUAUACCCGAGGAACUAUGGUAUUGGCAUCAUUUUCAUCAUGUGGUAAUGAGUAUAAAUAGUUUGAUAUUCUUAAGUAUAUUUGUGACCGGUUUAUUUUUUACCUUCAUUUUAAUUGAUUUACUGUAUUGUUAAUAGUUUAGUCCCACUUUGAUUGAUUUACAUUAUUCUUCAAUACUUUUAAUUAUACCAAGGAUAAAUUAAUUUUUCAUUUAUAUAUUUUUGAAAUUUUACAGUUCUCAUGUUUGAUUGACCAAAAAACAUUAACUAUGUUUCGUUAUUGAGUUUGAUUGGUUUGCACCAUUCGUCAUUAGAUCAAUUUUAAUUUUAUUUAUACAAAUCUUCAUUAAUUUAUCUUCACUUUGUUUGGUUUACUGUAAUAUUCAUUAAGGUAAAGUCAAAUUGCAAUUGAUGUAGUAAACUAUCUUGAAUUUAUAUUUGCUUUUGGUAACAAAACAAUGGCAGAUCCAAGGAAUUUGAAAUAGAGGGGGAUCCAGGGAGGGACCUUCACAGAUGAAGGGUACUCCCACCUGAAUAUGACCAUUGUAUUAUGGCACCUCAAUGUGGCUGGGAAUGGCACUCUCAGACUUAAAUAUGAAUAUUAUUUUUUUUCUCUAUUUUUUUAUGAUUUUGGAAAAUUUGAGGUUCGGGGAUGGGGGGGGGGUACAGCCUGGCUUUUCCCUCUUGAAUUGGCCACUGCAAAGAUCAACAUUGUAAUUAUGCAUAUUAAUCAUUAGUGACAUAACUGAAAUGUAUAAUUUGUUUACAAUAAUGACUAGAUGUAACACAAAGUGUUUUUGAAGAUUUGUUAGAAGUAAAAAAAUACUUUGAUGAAAUUAAUUGAAAUUCUUUAAAGUGAAAUAUUCCAAUUAAUAGCAAUAUUUUAUUAUAUAUUUAUCAAUUUUAAGUAUUUAUUUCAUAUUGUUCAAUAUAAUAUAUAUUAUACAUUAAACACAUACGUGCUAGGAUGCGACAGCUUCAUUAGUAUACCUGGCGGUGUCAGGAGAGAGCUGGUAAGAUCAAAGCUUAAGUAUUGUGCUUUCUUUAUUUGCUUUGUUACAUUUUAUUCUGGUGAUCUUUCCUUUUUGGAGGUUUUUGAAUAAAUUUGAAUUAUACUCGAAAAUUUUAUAAAGGCAAUUUUUACAAAGUACAUUCUACAUUACAUUAAAAAUGUGAACUUUUUUUAAUUUUAGGCAAGGUUGAUUUGAAACAUUUUCUGAAAUAAAGAUAAUGAAUACAU
Molecule: messenger RNA, 2258 nt
Organism: Anneissia japonica
Lineage: Eukaryota; Metazoa; Echinodermata; Crinoidea; Comatulida; Comatulidae
Product: annexin A7-like
Exons: 4
Coding region: 49-588 (179 amino acids)
Source: RefSeq, a predicted model, not a curated record